AGGUCUUUUGUUGGCAUCCCGUCCCUGAGCUGGAGGUCUCGAGGGUGCCCUGGUUCGCGCUGGCGGCCUGGGCCUUCUGAGUGCUCUCGGUACCCAGGGCCUCAGGACUUGGCCGCGGGUGGUCGUAGGCCAGACUCCGGCGCCGCCCUGCUAACCUUCUGAGCGAGAACCAGGACCCCCGCCCUCCUGUCACCCAGUGUAUCGCUGGUGUAAAGUACGCUGUCGUCUGUCACGUGGGAGAGAUGGUUUCUGCUUACAGCUUUGCUGGGAUUAAAUACUUGCAAUAAAUGGCUUCAAAGAGUGCGAAAUACGGAGUAAGGGUUCUGUUACCCAGAGAAGUGGUAAAAUCGCCCUCUUUUUAUAUAUGGAGGGUCUGAAGCACAAAGAGGGCUCACUGCUGAAAGACCAAUUGGGGUUUAUUUUUACUUUCGUUAUUAUUGUUGUUAUUUUGUAUCGGGUAUUGAACUCUUGACCUCGCACUUGCCAGGCAGGCGCUUAUGGUCCAGUUGAUGAUUAAAUGUGGGAGAAAGGAUCUGAACUAACAGCCGCCUGACUCCAAAGCAGCUCGCGUAACAUCAGGCUUUCUUCGGGCUCUUUCAAGUUACAAGAGAUGGAGCACUAAUGGUGUGAGGUGGAGUGGGUUCCAUGCCACCAGUGAACAUGGCUGCUGUUCCUCUAAAUAAUCUGCAAGAGCAGCUAGAGCGCCACUCAGCCAGAAAACUUAAUAAUCAAUCAAGUCUUUCAAAACCAAAAUCUUGUGGUUUUACUUUUAAAAAGAAAACAUCUUCAGAUAACGAUGCUUCUAUAACUAGUGUGUCAGUAGCAAAAGCACCAGUGUUAAGUGAUAAAGAUGUGAAUGUGUCAGAGGUCUUUUCCUUCACUGAGCCUCCACCUCAUACUCCAAAUCAACAGACAAAGGUGAAUGGCUUCUUUAAAAAUGCUACAUCAGGACAACAAGGCCAAGGACUUGGUUCAAAACCGUUACUGGUAGAUUUGUUGAAAACUUCACAGGAAGCUUUACCUGCUACUCGAAACACAUCAGCUAUAAAGAAACCUUAUGAUGCUGUUCUCAAGAAAUUGGAAUUUAGUUCUUCCCAAGAUUCUUUCUGUACUAUGGAUGACUGGGACGACUUAGAUGACUUUGAUACCUCAGAAACGUCGAAAGUAUUUGCUACACCACCUAAAAAUCACCUCAUAAGAGUAAGCACUGCUCAGAAAUCAAAAAAGGCCAAGAGAAUUUUUGUUAAGGCACCACCUCAUAAAACAAGUAUUGUGAAGGCAGAUUUGACUCAGUCUGAAAGCCAGCCGGUGGUAGACUUGACUAAGGAAGAAAAACAUGACUUGAAAUGGUUAAAAAGUAGUAUGAUUUGCAUUGAUGAUGACUCUGUUCCCCAAGUGCUUACAAGUGAAGAUACUCAGGAAAGUAAGUCUUUGAAUCGUUUGGGAGAUGAAAGAGAUAAUAAUGAAAAGCACAAUGAGGAAGAUGUUGAACUAUAUUCAACUGAGAAGGCUACGUGUGUUGAGCAUAAUGACGAUGAUUAUAUCGAUUUUGUCCCACCUUCUCCAGAAGAACAAAGUAUUUCUGCCUCUUCCUCUUCUUUGAAAUGCUUUAGUACAUUAAAGGAUCUCGAUGCCUCUGACCACGAGGAGAACGUUAACACAUCAAAGGACUUUUUGUCGAAACCAGAGAAAUUGACGACACAGGAGCCCAAUCCAGAAAUCAGUAUGGACUGUGAUGCCAGACCGAUCAGUUUGCAGCAGCAGCUUCUUCUUGUGAUGGAGCACAUCUGUAAAUUAGUUGACACUAUUCCUCUUGAUGAACUGAAAGCUUUGGAUUGUGGAGACGAGCUGCUUCAGCAGCGGAACCGAAGAAGGAAACUCCUAAGUGAAGCAGAUUUCGCUAGAAAUGAUGCCAAUCUUGAUUCAGUGUGGAAACACAACCCUGAUAUACUUGGUAGCCCUGUGGAGGAUGACUGCUGCCCUGCAGAGAGUUCUAUUAAGGGCCCGCAUGUUCCACACCUUCCCUCAAAUUCUCUUUUCAGCAGGGAGUGUUUACUGAACACCACCCCAGGAAAGACAGGAUUCUCAGCCACCUCGAGCACUCCUUUUGAAAGACCUUUAUUCAGUUCCCAUUUACAGAAGUCCUUUGUCAGUAGCAACUGGGCUGAAACACCAAGGGUAGAAAAAAGAAAUGAGAGCUCUUAUUUCCCAGGAAAUGUUCUCACAAGCACUGCUGUGAAAGAUCAGAAAAAACAUGCUGCUUCAGUAAAUAACUUAGAAAGAGAAAGCCAGGCGUCCCCUGAUGUUGAUAAUUUCAAUAUCGAUGACUUUGAUGAUGAUGAUGACUGGGAAAAAAUAAUGCAGGACUUAACAGCUAACAAAACUUCCACAGCUGCAUGUCAGCCUAUCCAGAAAGGUGGGCCACUUAAGUCAAUAUCAGAGAAGAUUGCUUUAGCCAAGAUGCACUCUCUCCCAGGGGCUUCUGUUGUUCCACAUCACACUGACAAGCUGACACAAAAUUUAGCAUCCAGAAAUACAAGCCAGGAGCGCUUCCAGAGUCUUAGUUUUCCUCAUACUAAAGAAAUGAUGAAGAUUUUUCACAAAAAAUUUGGCCUGCAUAAUUUUAGAACUAAUCAGCUUGAGGCGAUCAAUGCCACACUGCUUGGUGAAGACUGUUUUAUCCUGAUGCCCACUGGAGGUGGCAAAAGUUUGUGUUAUCAGCUUCCUGCUUGUGUUUUGCCUGGGGUCACUAUUGUCAUUUCUCCCUUGAGAUCGCUAAUAGUAGAUCAGGUCCAAAAGUUGACUUCAUUGGACAUUCCAGCUACAUAUUUGACAGGUGAUAAGACUGACUCUGAAGCUGCAAGUAUUUACCUCCAGCUAUCAAAAAAGGAUCCAAUUAUAAAACUUCUGUAUGUUACUCCAGAGAAGGUUUGUGCGAGUAACCGGCUAAUUUCUAUCCUGGAGAAUCUGUAUGAAAGGAAGCUUUUGGCACGUUUUGUUAUUGAUGAGGCACAUUGUGUGAGCCAGUGGGGACAUGAUUUUCGUCCAGAUUACAAAAGAAUGAAUAUGCUCCGCCAGAAGUUCCCUUCUGUUCCAGUGAUGGCUCUGACCGCCACUGCCAAUUCCAGGGUACAGACGGACAUCCUGACUCAGUUGAAGAUCCUCAGGCCGCAGGUGUUUAGCAUGAGCUUUAACAGACAUAAUCUGAAAUACUAUGUAUUACCAAAAAAGCCUAAAAAGGUGGCAUUUGAUUGCUUAGAAUGGAUCAGAAAGCAUCACCCAUAUGACUCCGGAAUCAUUUACUGCCUCUCCAGGUGGGAGUGUGACACGAUGGCAGAUACACUGCAGAAGGAUGGGCUUGCUGCUCUGGCUUAUCAUGCUGGCCUCAGUGAUGCUGCCAGAGAUGAAGUACAGCACAAGUGGAUCAACCAGGAUGGCUGCCAGGUUAUCUGUGCGACAAUUGCAUUUGGAAUGGGGAUUGACAAACCUGAUGUGCGAUUUGUGAUUCACGCCUCUCUCCCUAAGUCCGUGGAGGGUUACUACCAAGAGUCCGGCAGAGCUGGGAGAGAUGGGGAAAUCUCUCACUGUCUGCUUUUCUACACUUACCAUGAUGUGACCAGACUGAAGAGACUGAUAAUGAUGGAAAAAGAUGGGAACCGUCAUACAAAAGAGACUCACUUCAAUAAUUUGUAUAGUAUGGUACAUUACUGUGAAAACAUAACAGAAUGCAGAAGAAUACAGCUUUUGGCGUACUUUGGUGAAAAUGGAUUUAACCCUGAGUUUUGUAGGAAGCACCCUGAUGUUUCUUGUGAUAAUUGCUGUAAAACAAAGGAUUAUAAGACAAGAGAUGUGACUGGUGAUGUGAAAAACAUUAUAAAAUUUAUUCAAGAACAUAGUUCAUUGCAAGGAGCAAGAAGUGCAAAAUAUGUAGGUCCUUCUUCUGGAAGAUUUACUAUGAACAUGCUGGUCGACAUUUUCUUGGGCAGUAAGAGUGCAAAAGUUCAGUCUGGUAUUUUUGGAAAAGGAUCUACUUACUCACGACACAAUGCCGAAAGACUUUUUAAGAAGCUAAUACUUGACAAGAUUUUGGAUGAAGAUCUGUAUAUCAAUGCCAAUGACCAACCAGUUGCCUAUCUGAUGCUGGGAACUAAAGCCCCGGCAGUACUAAAUGGGCAGUUAAAGGUGGACUUUAUGGAAACAGAGAAUUCCAGCAGCAUAAAAAAACAAAAAGCUUUAGAGGCAAAAGUAUCUCAGAGGGAAGAGGUGGUUAAGAAAUGCCUUGGAGAACUUACAGAGGUCUGCAAAUCCCUGGGGAAGGUUUUUGGUGUCCAUUACUUCAAUAUCUUUAACACCGCCACUCUCAAGAAGCUCGCAGAAUCUUUAUCAUCUGAUCCUGAGGUUUUGCUUCAAAUUGAUGGUGUUACUGAAGACAAGCUGGAAAAGUACGGUGCAGAAGUGAUUCCAGUGCUACAGAAAUACUCCCAGUGGACCUUGCCAGCUGAGGACACUUCCCCAGGGAUCAGCCUGUCCGGCAACAGCGGCAGCAGGCGGAAGGCCCCUGAGGAGCUGGAGGAUGAAAUUCCUGUGUCUUCCCACUACUUUGCAAAUAGAGCCAGAAAUGAAAGAAAGAGGAAGAAGAUGCCAGCUUCCCAGAGACCUAAAAGGAGAAAAACUAGUUUUGGUGGCUUCAAAGCAAAGGGGGGCUCUACCACAUGCAGAAGGAUGUCUUCUAAAAGUAAAUUCUCCAACACCAUUGGAUCCAGCUCAGCCUUGCAUAGCUCUCAAGCAGCAUCAGGAACCAGUAGAAAAUUGGGAAUUAUGGCGCCACCAAAGCCUAUAAAUAGACCGUUUCUCAGGCCUUCAUAUGCGUUUUCCUAACAGCCCAGGCGCAGUGUACGUAGAGCUUUGUUGGCUGUCAGCAUCUGACCAUCUGUGACUCCAGAGCUGUCAGUCUCGUUACACCAUUGGAAAUCUUUACUCAUAUCUAUUAAUAUUUAAAUAAAUGCUUGGGUGCCAGUUUUUAUUUUUAAAAUAAACAAUUUCUUUUGAGUAGCAUGUUUUGCUGCUGCUUUUGCAAAUGUGUUUCUCAGAAAGUCUGAAGCAGCAGCUGAAUCAUCUCAGAGAAACUGUAAGCAUAACAUGAAGGCAAAGGCAGACACGCAUGGGACGCUGUGAAACUGAGCUUCUUGCAUAAGCCACCACCAAGAGAAGUAAAAGACAGAUGCCACAGAAAAGAGAAGACACACCAGCCGGCCACGGUGGUGCGGACCUGUAAUCCCAGCAUCCUGGACACUGAGGCGCUGUAAGUGGAAGCCCAUUCUGGACUACAGAACUAGACCUUGCCUCAAAAAAACAAAAAAGAAAAUGUACUGUAAAGAAUGAAUGUGUACAGUGUACAGACAGUAUGUAUAAAUCAUUAAGGAAAAGCCGACACAGAAGAUAACUAAACAAGCUGUGAAUAGAAGAAAUAUAAACCCACAAAUCAAUGGAAAAUGCUGUCUUUUAAUUAAAAACAAAUUAAAACCA
Cavia porcellus (domestic guinea pig) is the source of this 5526-nucleotide messenger RNA. RefSeq names its product BLM RecQ like helicase (gene Blm). NCBI's taxonomy places the organism in Eukaryota, Metazoa, Chordata, Mammalia, Rodentia, Caviidae. The transcript has 22 exons. Bases 646 to 4878 code for a protein of 1410 amino acids. Gene Ontology annotation, molecular function: ATP binding; four-way junction helicase activity; DNA binding. Gene Ontology annotation, biological process: double-strand break repair via homologous recombination; DNA replication; telomere maintenance. The record is from RefSeq and is a predicted model, not a curated record. Gene Ontology annotation, cellular component: nucleus; chromosome; cytoplasm.